Messenger RNA from Anisakis simplex (herring worm), 234 nucleotides. Lineage: Eukaryota; Metazoa; Nematoda; Chromadorea; Rhabditida; Anisakidae. The record is from the annotation of a GenBank genome assembly.
AUGGAAAGUCGUGUUCAAGUAACGUGUCCGGAAUGUAAUGAGUUAUUACACCCGACUGAUAUAUACUCGUUGAUGGUUCAUCAUCCUGCACUCAUCGAUAAAUACGAGAGUUUCUCACUUCGACGCGUCCUCAUGACUGAUCCCGAUACUAGAUGGUGUCCAGCACCUGAUUGCACGUUUGUUUUAUCACUUCUUUCAGGUGGAUUUGGUUGUUCGAUUUUACGAUAUUUAUGA